Messenger RNA from Choloepus didactylus (southern two-toed sloth), 4725 nucleotides. It is a transcript of the gene SPAG5, whose product is annotated as sperm associated antigen 5. The record is from RefSeq and is a predicted model, not a curated record. The transcript has 24 exons. Lineage: Eukaryota; Metazoa; Chordata; Mammalia; Pilosa; Megalonychidae. Gene Ontology annotation, biological process: regulation of attachment of spindle microtubules to kinetochore; cell division. Bases 582 to 4166 code for a protein of 1194 amino acids.
GGUGCCGGACCCAUGUGCAAGACCGACCAGCUCUCAGUGAAAUGCACUCUUCCACUGACCUCUGCUUUCCAGACUCCCCGGCCGGCUCUCUUCCUGCCGGGCCUGGGGCGGUAUCUGAGGAGAGACUUCCUAAGUAAGGUCUCGAGGCAACUUUCCUGACAAGGCGUGAGGGUGACCCACUGGGAGCAGGAGAGAUGGACAACGUGACUCUCCAGAUAUCUGCGGCGCCCUCCCUGACCCAAGACCCCAAGACCCGCCUGGGGCCUGGGACCCUGGACCCCGGGGCCUGAGGCUCGCUCCAGCCCUCCCGCCGGCGUCUACGCGGCAGUGUCUCCGAGGCGAGCGCGCGCGCGCGAACCCUGAGGCCAGCGGGCAAAGAGGUGGGGCCAAGUCGGCCCCGCCCAUCCGGCUCGAGCCUGACGCACUCAGCACUUUAGUCUAGCCCCUUGACGUACUCGGCCUGACGCAUUCAGCUCCGCAGCCAAUCGGGAAGCGCGGAGCAAGUUCAAAUAAAGACUGCGGGCGAACAUGGCGACUCCUCUUGGGUCUGGAAGGUAAUAGGCUUGCGUUCUGUCCCGAAAAUGUGGCGAGCCAAAAAACUGAACCUCAGUCUGUCGCCUUCACCCCAGCGGGGAAAAUCAGCUAUGAGAACUCCCCUCCGAGAACUUCCCCUGCAACCUGGCGCCCACACAAAUUCGGGGAAAGGGUCCGCUGUGUGCUCCUCGCAGACCCCGUCACCGUGCAAGCUGGGGCUGCAGGAAGACAGCAACAAUCCAGCUCCACUGGAUUUUAUCAGUCCUACCAGGAUAGAUUCCCCUUCAGAACGAUUCAGCUAUCCCUCAAAGUGGCAGGAAGCAUGUCAGCCUGAUUCAGAUGAGCAGCCCCUAGAUCUGAUUCCCCAAACCAACUCUACUCCCAAAACAUCUGAGGCAAUGGUAGAUCCACUGGACAAUUAUCUGGUUAAAACCAUGGUCCUCGUACCCUCUCCAAUGGAGCAGCAGAAAGACGUUUCACUAGAGACCCAUUUAGAUGCCAUGGCAGAGACAAACAGUAUCCCUCUACCUGAGCCUUUGAGGCCAGGAGAUCUGGUUAGAAAGGGAGUGGUACCCUGUAUGGAAGACAGCUUUUCAGAAGUUGAUGCUGUGCCUGAGAAACCAACAUUUCAGGAUCCUUCAUCCCAUCUCUUGGAAUAUCCACCAAAUCCCUGUACUGAGCAACAACUACAUUGCUCUAAGGAAAGCCUGAGAGACAGUACAACUGAGGCUGUGCCUGAGGACUUAGUAACUUCUGCGAGUAAUGCCUUCUUGCCCUCUUCUGUGCUCUGGCUUUCCCCUUCAACUGCCUUGGCAGCAGAUUUCCCUGUCAAUCAGGUAGACCAAGAAGAAGAAAUUGUAGAGCACAGAGCUAUAGAGGAAAGAGAAAUGAGCCUUCCUGCUGUCCCUGAAGAGACUGAAUUGAGAGAUAAAGCACUUGUCUCAACAAUGGAAGAUGUUUCAUCUGCAUGCCUGACACCAAAUCCAAUAGAAAUAGAAUCCCAGGCAACUUCAGAUCCAUCAGUAAAAGAUGCUGGUUUGAUUCUCGAAUCUGACACAGGGCCUAGGAAGUCCCCCCUGGCCUGGCUGGAAAAAGGGGUAAAUUCCUCAGUCAUGCUGGAAAAUCUCUGUCAGAGCUUAUCCCUCCCCUCUGUGCUUCAGGAUGCUGUGAUUGGUACUCCUCCCUUUUCUUCUUGCUCAGUAGGAACUUGGUUUACUCCCCCAGCACUGCAGGAAAAGAGCACAAACACAUCCCAGACAGGUCUGGUGGGCAACAAGGACAGUACUUCUGAGACAGAGCACCUUUUGUGGGGCUGUCCUCCAGAUCUAACUACCUUGUCCCGACAUGACUUGGAAGAUAAUCUGCUGAGAUCUCUUGUCAUUCUGGAGAUUCUCUCCCGCCAGCUGCAGGACUGGAAGAGCCAGGUGGCUGUCCCUCACAAGGAGGCUCAGGACAGUAGCACACAGACUGACACCUCACCUGGUGGGAUGACUAAGAAACCUCAGCAUUAUCAGAAGAGCCAAGAGAUUGGACAGGCUUUGCAGCAGGCCAGGAAUAUCAUGAAAUCAGGGGUGCUGGUCUUUAAAGAACUGACAUCCUUGUUUCACCUAUCCCUGUUGCACUUAGAAGAAGAUAGAACUGCUGUGAAUCAGGAGUCUCGGCAUGCAGAAACCUUGGUCUCCUGCUGUUUUGAUGUGUUGAAGAAAUCAAGGGCAAACCUUCAGAGCCUCAAAGCAGAAAGGGAGGAGGCAAGACAUAGAGAGGAAAUAGCCCUCAGAGGCAAGGAUGUGGCAGAGACAGUGCUAGAGGCUUUCUGUGCACAUGCCAGCCAGCGAAUCAGCCAGCUGGAACAGGACCUGGCAUCCAUGCAGAAAUUCAGAGACCUUUUGAAGGAGACCCAGACCCAACUGAUGGGGCUUCACACAGAGCAAGAAGAGCUGAUUCAGCAGACAGUGGCUCUUACUUCUACCUUGCAACAGGACUGGAUAUCCAUGCAACUAGAUUAUAUAACAUGGACAGCUUUGCUGAGCCGGUCUCGACAACUCACAGAGAAACUCAUAGCCAAAAGCAGGGAGGCCCUGCAGGAACGUGAUGCUGCAAUUGAGGAAAGGCAGCAGGUUUCCAGGGAGCUGGAACAAGUCUCUUCUCAUUUAGAGGAUUGCAAAGGCCAAAUAGAACAACUGGAGUUGGAAAACAGCCGUCUAGCAACAGAUCUUCGGGCUCAGCUGCAGAUUCUGGCCAGCAUGGAGAGCCAGCUGAAAGAGCUACAAGGUCAGCAUGCCCAUUGUACCCAGAACCUGGCCAUGAAGGAUGAGUUGCUCUGCCGGCUCACCCAGAGCAGUGAGGAGCAGACUGCUAGAUGGCAAAAGGAAGAGAUGGCACUAAAAUAUGCACAAGCAGAGCUGCAGCAGCAACAGGAUGUUCUGGCCAAGGAGGUGCAGGACCUGAAGGAAACCUUGGAGUUUGCAGACCAAGAAAAUCAAGUUGCUCACCUGGAGCUGGGCCAGGUUGAGUGUCAGUUGAAAAACACACUGGAAGUGCUCCGGGAGCGCAGCCUGCAGUGUGAGGACCUCAAGGACACUGUAGAGAAUCUGAAAGUCAAACUGGCCCGCACUAUAGCAGAGAACCAGGAGCAAGACCUGGAGAAGACACGCCAGUAUUCCCAAGAGCUAGGGGUGCUGACUGAGCAACUACACAACCUGACCCUUUUCCUACAGACACAACUAAAGGAGAAGGCUGAGCCCAAGACCCUUCUUAUGAGCACAGCCUUUGCUCCUGCCCGGGAACACUCUCCACGCACUGACUGCACCUUCUUGGGAAGCAUCUUGACAGCAAUGACUGAUGAAGAACCAACAUCAGCUCCUGUGCCCUUGCUUGGAAGUGACAAGAGUGCUUUCACCCGAGUUGCAUCAAUGGUUUCCCUUCAGCCUACAGAGACCCCAGGCAUAGAAAAGAGCCUGGCAGAAAUAAGCACUAUCACUCUUGAGCUUCAGAGGCUGUGUUCCCUGCUGCAAGAGUCUAAAGAAGAAGCCGUCAGUACUCUGCAGCGAAACAUAUGUGAUCUGCAGGCUAGGAUGCAGGCCCAGGAAGAACAGCAUCAGGAGGCCCAGAAGGCAAAGGAAGCAGCCAUAGAGAAGCUGAACCAGGCCUUAUGCUUGUGCUACAAGAAUGAAAAGGAGCUCCAGGAAGUGAUACAGCAGCAGAAUGAGAAGAUCCUAAAGCAGAUAGACAAGAGUGGCGAGCUCAUAAGCCUCAGAGAGGAGGUGGCCCAGCUCACCCGCUCACUUCGGCGUGCAGAAACAGAGACUAAGGUGCUUCGGGAGACCCUGGCUGGGCAGCUGGACCCUGACUGUCAGCCUACAGCCACUAACUGGAUCCAGGAGAAAGUGUGGCUCUCUCAGGAGGUGGACAAGCUGAGGAUGAUGUACCUGGAGAUGAAAAAUGAGAAGGAAAAACUUAUGGCCAAGUUCCAGAACCAUAGAAACAUCCUGGAGGAGAACCUUCGGCGUUCUGACAAAGAGUUAAAGAAGCUAGAUGACAUUGUUCAGCAUAUUUAUGAGACGCUGCUGUCCAUCCCAGAGGUAGUGAGGGGUUGCAAGGAGCUACAGGGAUUGCUGGAAUUUCUGAGCUAAGUAACUGAAAGCUGGAACCUACUUUGCAUCCCAUUUUACCUGCAAUACCCUCUUACUUUAACACCAGGACCAAUGAGCAAAGAGCCAGCUGUUUGAAGCUAUUUAAAUAAAGUAUAUUUAAUGUAUUUCUUCACACUCACUGAAUCUUAUUUCUUGGAGGGGCUGGGCACAGCCUGGGCACCUUCACACAUCCCUCCACCUCCCGCGCUGCCUCCAGAGCCUUGGCGGUCUCCCCCUCUUUCCUUUCCUUGCUUCCCCAAUGCUCUGGGCACUGGACUGCUUGUUCCCUGGCUCAGGGCCUGAGGGGAACAGAAAAGGCCUCAUUCUCUUACCUCUCCCAUCCCCCUCCGGGUUAGGCGCUGAUGAAUAAGGGGGUGAGGGCAGAGAAGCUCAGUUUGUUACUCCCCACUCUGAACUCUGGCACUCUGUUGGUGCCUCUGUCCCACCUAGUCCACCAUUGUAGCUUUCCUUCACCAGACCGUGCUCAAUCCCCCAAAUCCCGCACGGUGCCCGGCACAUGGUAAAGGAGUGUGGCAGAAAUGCGGACGAGGGCAUUUCC